Messenger RNA from Nicotiana attenuata, 2088 nucleotides. Its product is annotated as probable protein S-acyltransferase 7. Bases 239 to 1576 code for a protein of 445 amino acids. The record is from RefSeq and is a predicted model, not a curated record. Gene Ontology annotation, cellular component: endoplasmic reticulum; Golgi apparatus. NCBI's taxonomy places the organism in Eukaryota, Viridiplantae, Streptophyta, Magnoliopsida, Solanales, Solanaceae. Gene Ontology annotation, molecular function: protein-cysteine S-palmitoyltransferase activity. Gene Ontology annotation, biological process: protein targeting to membrane; peptidyl-L-cysteine S-palmitoylation. The transcript has 5 exons.
CCCAUUUAACCCAAAACUUUACUCCUCUCUUCACCGGAAACCUGACUUUGUUGCCGGCAAAUUUUUUAUCGCCGGAAAGUCUCACACUCUCAUAAUGAUAGCUCUCAGUUCGCCCAUUUAAGUGUUUAUUUGUUUUUCUGUAAUUAACAUUAUCUGCUGCCGGAGCGUUUGUACUUGAUUUUCUGCUAGAGAUCCGGAUUUGAGAUUCAUUGGGCUAUAAUAGAGAGGAAGCUGGGAGAUGUAUGUGGUACCUCCUCCGAAACGAUCCGAUCCAUUAUCUGGAUCCAUGAAUGGGUCGGAUGAUUUACGGAUUUACCAGGCAUGGAAAGGAAGCAAUAUAUUUUUCUUUCAAGGAAGGUUCAUAUUUGGGCCAGACGCAAGAUCACUAGCACUGACCAUGUUUCUCAUAGUGGCCCCUGUCUCAGUUUUCUGUGUCUUUGUUGCUAGAAAGCUGAUGGAUGAUUUUUCAAAUCACCUGGGGAUAUUGAUUAUGGUUGUAGUCGUUGUGUUCACAUUCUAUGUUUUAGUUCUACUCCUUCUCACAUCUGGAAGGGAUCCAGGAAUAAUUCCUCGUAAUGCACACCCUCCAGAACCAGAAGGUUAUGAUGGUACUGCGGAAGGUGGUGGACAAACUCCUCAAUUACGUUUGCCCCGCAUUAAAGAAGUUGAGGUUAAUGGCAUUACCGUGAAGAUCAAAUACUGUGACACCUGCAUGCUCUAUAGACCUCCCCGUUGUUCUCACUGCUCAAUCUGCAAUAACUGCGUUGAAAGAUUUGACCAUCACUGCCCUUGGGUAGGGCAAUGCAUUGGGCUGCGAAACUACCGUUUUUUCUUCAUGUUUGUCUUCUCUACAACACUUCUUUGCAUAUAUGUUUUUGGUUUCUGCUGGGUCUACAUCAAGAGAAUCAUGGUUCUAGAAGACACAACCAUAUGGAAAGCAAUGAUCAAAACACCUGCCUCCAUUGUUCUGAUAGUAUACACUUUUAUAUCAGUGUGGUUUGUUGGAGGUCUUACAGCUUUUCAUCUAUACCUCAUAAGUACUAAUCAGACUACUUAUGAGAAUUUUAGAUACCGGUAUGAUUGGCGUGCCAACCCCUACAACAAAGGAGUGAUUCAGAAUUUCAAGGAGAUAUUCUGUACUGUGAUUCCUCCAUCCAAGAACAAUUUCCGUGCAAAGGUGCCCAGGGAACCCAAGAUGCCAAGUCGAUCUGCAGGUGGGGGUUUUGUGAGUCCAAACAUGGGAAAGGCUGUGGAGGACAUAGAAAUGGGCAGGAAAGCGGUUUGGAGUGAAGUAGGGGGAGGAGUGGAUAAUGAAGGACAAUUUAGCGACAACAAUAUCCUGAACGUUAAAGAUGGUGUGUUAGGCCAGAUGUCUCCCGAGAUAAGAACUACGGUAGAUGAGGCUGAUCGUGCAGGAAUACAUCCUAGAGGAUCCAGUUGGGGAAGGAAAAGUGGAAGCUGGGAGAUGUCGCCUGAAGUUCUUGCUUUGGCAUCAAGAGUGGGAGAACCUAAUCGAACCGGCGGGAGUAGCGGUGGUGGCUUUACAACAGCCCGACCAACAGAUCAAAACUUGUGAUUAACAGAUAGUAUGAAACUGGAUUGAAUAGAUUAGUGGUUCUUGGAGGUGUGAUAUGUGGUCAUUCAACUUGCACGAAAUGUUGUGUAUUAUCUGGGCCUUUGGGACUCUGUGUUGACGGGUGUGAAGAUGUUGCUCUGGUUGUUGGCUUUAGGAAGUGAACUGUUGUGUGAUAUGAGCGGUGCUUUUCAUUCUUAAACUUGUAUUCUAUGUGUGGAAUAGUUAGUGUAAUAGCUUUCAUCAGCGUGUUGUUAUGUUCAUAAACUUCAUAUUUACCAACACAUGCACGUGUACAAACUUUACUGUGUUGUCUUUUCAGCAGUUUAGGUCUAGAGCUGCUUCUCUUGUAACAUCAGAUGCCGGUUCCUUCUGUGCACCAGGCAAUCGGAGUUUGAAGAGUUGUUUCAAAUGUUCUUGCAAUCUAUGCCUCUACGAGGCGAUUGCAUGAGUAGUUAAAGUAAAAAGAAUGGUUGAAGUAAUUUAUACAUAAAUUCUUGGAGCUUAUUAGUAAA